Messenger RNA from Lytechinus variegatus (green sea urchin), 1086 nucleotides. RefSeq names its product acetylcholine receptor subunit alpha-like 2. Gene Ontology annotation, cellular component: neuron projection; synapse; membrane. Bases 1 to 1086 code for a protein of 361 amino acids. Gene Ontology annotation, molecular function: neurotransmitter receptor activity; extracellular ligand-gated monoatomic ion channel activity; transmembrane signaling receptor activity. Gene Ontology annotation, biological process: chemical synaptic transmission; regulation of membrane potential; monoatomic ion transmembrane transport. The transcript is spliced from 7 exons. The record is from RefSeq and is a predicted model, not a curated record. Lineage: Eukaryota; Metazoa; Echinodermata; Echinoidea; Temnopleuroida; Toxopneustidae.
AUGAAGUAUUGCUUGGCAUACCUGGCCCUAGUGGGCGUGGCCUUGCUGACAUGCGCAGUGGCUCAGAAUGCUGAUGAUUAUGCUCGUUUGAGAAAUUCCCUGUUUACAGAUUACGACAAAGAACUUCUGCCUAGAUAUGACGGAGUGAACCGUGUGGAUAUGGCGAUGACAUUAAUAAAACUGCGUGGACUGGAUAUUUUCAAGGGAACUAUCAAUAUGAACGUCUGGCUGGCAGUGAAUUGGAUUGAUCCGAGAUUAUCUUGGAAUCCCGCAGAUUAUGGAAACAUCCACGAGAUUCAUAUCCGACCAUCUGAGAUAUGGGUACCUGAUAUAUCGCUUUACGACAGCGAUUCACCGCUUCAUGACUUAGUGACAGAAGCUUUGGCCAUAAUAGUCUCUUUUGGCGGGAUAUACAACUAUCCUCCCUUGCAGCUGGAAACGACGUGUACGAUGGAUUUGAAAGACUACCCCUACGAUCAACAUGAAUGCAGUAUGAAGUUCGGAUCAUGGUCCUAUUCAAACACAACAAUAACCGUUCAUCCGAUAUUCGACACCAUCGACUUGUCAGAGACUAAUCCGGAUGACCAUCCGAUCUGGGAGAUCGUCGACUCAAAGGUCACGCGUGAGGCGUUUGCCUACCAGUGCUGUCCUGCCUCUUACGACAGUGUUACGUUCUCCGUAUUGGUACGUCGACGAGAGACUCACGGUCGUAUCGCAUCUUCUGUCAUCACGACAUGGCUCAUCCUCAUAGUCUUCUUGAUCGGACCGUCGUCGGCUGGGAAACGGAUCAUAUUCGCAGGGCUCAUCUUUGUCGCAUUGGUGGUGCUCUCUGCAGCUGUUAGUGCCGAGGUUCCCGCCUAUUCGACGACCAGGCUUGGUCGGUUCAUCAUCGGCGGAAUGCUCAUCGUCGCUCUCGUCAGUAUUUACAAUGGCCUCGUAUACCGCUGCUACCCCAAGGAAAAGCCAGGGGAGCUUGUUGAAGGAGACACCUCAACUCGAUCACGGACCAUGGUCAUCGUCGAUGUCGCGGCUUGCGUUUGUACUGCCAUCAUCCUCGGCAUUUCGACAGGCGCCCUCUUUGUCUAA